Lactuca saligna is the source of this 1524-nucleotide messenger RNA. The record is from the annotation of a GenBank genome assembly. NCBI's taxonomy places the organism in Eukaryota, Viridiplantae, Streptophyta, Magnoliopsida, Asterales, Asteraceae.
AUGGCUGAUCCUUUAGAAGACUUGGCCGAGAUUCUUCGCCGUCGGGCUCGAGAGAGGGGUCAUAUGCCCCAGGUCCCACAUACGGAUUAUAGGCUUCAGCUCCCACCACAAACGGAUUAUAAACCUCAGUCCCCACAAAUGUUUUUGAGGAAAAGUGGUAAUGAUGGGUUUGAGGACUUUUGUUUUGAGGGUGCAGAUGCAGAGGAAACCUUUCAGUCACCACAUACCCCACACACACCGAUGGCACCGAACACGCCAUUGACACCGCAUGGCUCCGCCUCUAGAGGUAUUUCAAGAGGUCACGAUUCGAAUGCGAGUGAUUUUCACGCCUCAUCGUUUGGGGAUCAAAAAACCCACAACGCGUGUAUUCAUCUCUUUUGGGAGAAUUUAGAUCAUCCGUGGGCCCGGUUCAGUGAUAUUCCAAAUGAGGCUCUUCUACAGAUGUUUUCGCGUUUCGGGACAAUGUACAGGUGGCAUUCACCAGAGAAUGAGAACAUAUUUGAUGCAUUCAAGUGUGUCCUCAAGGAUAGAUACAGAGAUAGGAUGAAAGAGAAGUGGCAAAAGAAUUCAAAAAUCGCUCAGCAGAACCGCAACACCGCAGAUUCUAGUGGGUCAACAGCAAGACACACUGCGGGUAGUAUAGGAUUUGAGCAGCACCAUAGGAAAUUAGAAAAAUUGAUGGGUAAACCACCCACACAAUAUGAUGUUUUCGUGAAGAUGCAUGGCACUGUCGAGUCAAAGAAAAAAUAUUUUGAGGGAAAUCAUGAAAAUAUUGAAUAUUGUUCGCAGACGGCCAAAGAAGCACUAGAGGGGUAUCUGCAGGGGUUGGUCAACAAAUUUGGUGAAGAUCCUUCAAAUCGUAAGGAUGAUGUAGAUGUAUGGGAGGAAAGCCAACUUAGAAGAAAAGGAAAGAAGAAGGGUGCUAUUUAUGGUAUAGGAGCAUCGGAUAUGCAUUUUUUGGUUUUAGGGACUCCAUCUUCCCAAUCCACGCAGUCCACCCAGUCGGAUAGCACACAACAAGAGGGUAUGAGUUGGGUUCAUAUUAAUAUCAAGGUGGAGUUGGGAAAGUUUACACGUAGGGCUUUUUUUUUAGUCCUUAGGUGAAGAUUGCAAUGUUGUUGAGGACUCUCACCACCUGGUUUACACAUUUCAUGACAUGCCGGUGGUGGUGAGAUGACUAGGAGGUGGUGUUGGUGGUGAAGGAGCUAACUUAGGAGGUGAUGGUGGAGACUUGCCAUGAAUAUACGGUGUAGGUGGUGGAGGAGACUUUGGAGGCGGUGAUGGUGACUUUCCAUGAAUGGGUUGUGGUGGUUUAGGUAUUGGAUCAGGUAUAGGAAGUUUAGGUAUAGGAAGUUUAGGUAUUGGAGGUAAUGGAAUAGGAAGCGCUGAUUUAGGAGGCGAAGGUGAUUUAGGGGGUUCAGGUUCUUUUUCAAUAGGAGGUUUGGGUUCCUUUUUCUUUGGAGGUUUGGGUUCCUUCUUCUUAGGAGGUUUUGGUUCUUUUCUCUUAGGGGGCCUGGGUUCCUU